This is a messenger RNA of Dichomitus squalens LYAD-421 SS1, 861 nucleotides long. RefSeq lists its product as uncharacterized. The annotation marks the transcript as partial. NCBI's taxonomy places the organism in Eukaryota, Fungi, Basidiomycota, Agaricomycetes, Polyporales, Polyporaceae. The transcript has 20 exons. The record is from RefSeq and is a predicted model, not a curated record.
GCCAUCUCCUCUGCCCGUCGCUCUUGUCAUUAUCCGUCCCAGCAUGCCUGUCAUUCACUACGACAAUACUCUUGGGGCAGGUUUCGUUGGAUGCCUAUUCACAGCGACCUUAUAUGGCGUUACCUGCGUCCAAAGCUUUAUGUUCUUCCAAUCCUCUUCCCAGGAGCGUAAGCUAUUGAAGUACUCGGUCUCCUGUCUCUUUGUAUUGGAUACUUUGCAUUAUAUACUAGUUGCUCACACCCUAUACUGGUACAUGGUGACGAACUUCACUGAUCCAACGGUGAUCGAGCGGAUUCCUUGGAGCAUCUUCCCGGUAUACUCGUCACCCCCACCAGUGAUUCUAUUGUUCGAUGCUUUUUCACCUAUCGCGUCUGGGUUUAUUGUUGGCAUAUUCGUCAUGUUUGGUGUCGGCAUAGGGUUUGGUAUCAAAGGAUUGUUUCUACCAACGUUUUCCCAGCUCGCGAAGCUCUCCUGGCUCAUGUAUCUAGGGUUGGGGCUCUUGGUUGUUUGCGACGCUUACACCGCCCUUGUGCUUUGUUAUUUACUCUACAAAGGACGAACAGGCGUCAAUAAAGGGACGGACUCCUUGAUCAACGUUCUGUUACUGUACACGGUGAACACCGGGUUGCUUACCAGCAUUUUUGCGCUGGCGUGCUUCAUAACAUACGCCGCUAUGCCAACCAAUUAUGUCUUCUUGGCAAUGUACUUCCCCCUCAGCAAACUAUACCUCAACGCACUGUUAGCUUCGCUGAACGCCCGAGGUCAUAUCGGUCGGGUGGGCGCAGACACCACUGGACAUGUCAGUAUUCCUUUCUCGAGCCGCACUAGAGUUGGGCAAGAGACAAUUCCCAUCGAAUUCGC